CCCAGCCAGGGCAGGAAGCGGGGAGGGGCAGGAGGGCCGGGGCCUCCGGAAAGCCGGCCCAGCUCCGCUUCCUGCCCCGCCGGAGCCAGGAAACCCGAGCCGGGACCCGGGGCCCGAGAUCCCCCUUCCCCCGUGGCCCCGAGACCUUCGGGGCUCUCCCCGGCCCGACCCCAGACUCAGCUCAGCAUGGAGAUGGAAGAUGCAGCUCGAGGGGCCCCUGGCCCGACCCGGCCGGCCCCCGUCAGCAUUAUCGGUGCCGAGGACGAGGACUUUGAGAAUGAGCUGGAGACGCACCCGGAGGAGCGGAGCAGUGAGUUCCAGAGCCUGGAGCAGGUGAAGCGCCGUCCGGCCCACCUCAUGGCCCUGCUUCACCACGUGGCUCUGCAGUUUGAGCCGGGACCCCUGCUGUGCUGUCUCCAUGCUGACAUGCUGGCCACACUGGGCCCCAAGGAGGCCAAGAAGGGCUUUCUGGAUUUCUACCACAACUUCCUGGAGAAGACGGCGGUCCUGCGCGUGCCUGUGCCCCCGUCAGUGUCCUUCCAGGCUUGGAAACAUAACCCUUCCCUGCAGAAAGUAGUCCGGGCCCAGCAAAGCGCCGUCUCCCGGCAGCUGGAGGACUUCCGGUCCAAGCGGCUCAUGGGGAUGACCCCCGGGGAGCCGGAUCUGUCCCAGCUGGAGGCUUGGGCGGUCCGUGAUCGCGUCAGCUUCGAGGGCCGGGAGCGCCUCGUGGCGGAGAGGCUGCUGAACCAACUGGAGGACAUGCACCCGACCAUCUCCACGGAUGAGGAAAAGAGCGUGGCGAUCGUGAGCGCCAUCAGCGCCUACAUGCGCUACCUUGGCGUCCGGACCAAGAGCAGCGACAAAAAGGCCCGCGGGAACUUCUUCCGGAAAAAGAUGUCUGGGAACCGCCGGGCAGACGAUCCCCCCAAGACCAAGAAGGGGCUCAGCAUCAUCCUGGACGCGGCUCGACGGAACUGGGGAGAGACGCAGGCUCCUGACUGCCGACACCCUAAAGCUGAGAGCGAUGGAGAGAAGCCAGGGCUUCCUGAGCGGAAGGUCAGCCAUGUGACCCCCCCACGGGGGGUCGUCGGGCCCCCUGGGCCGGAAGCUCCUGGUGUUACUGUGCAUCCCCCUCCAGGGGAGAGCCCAGACAAGGAGCCAGGUACUGACCCACCCUCAGAAGUGGGGGACCCACCCCCCCAAGGCCCGUCCAGCUCAGAGCCCCCCGUCCUCCCGGAGAGCAGCACGGAGGACGGGGCCGACACGGAGAGCCCCGAGCCAGGUGAUGAGGGGGAGCCGGGGCGUGCUGGGCCCGAGCUCGAGCCCGAGGAGCCGCCGGGCUGGCGGGAGCUGGUCCCCCCUGACACCUUGAAUGGGAUGCACAAGAACCAAGUGAAGAGGCAAGAAGUGAUCAGCGAGUUGCUGGUGACCGAGGCGGCCCACGUACGGAUGCUCCGGGUCCUCCACGACUUCUUCUACCAGCCCAUGGCUGACGGGGGCUUCUUUGCGAUGGACGAGCUGCAGAACAUCUUCCCCAGCCUGGACGAGCUGAUCGAUGUGCACUCUCUGUUCCUGGAGAGCCUGAUGAAGCUGCGGCAGGAGAGCGGCUACGUCAUCGAGGGGCCGGGGCGUGCUGCUGAGGAGUGAUUCGACGGCCCCGAGGGCUCCUGGUUCCAGAAGAUCUCCUCCCGGUUCUGCAGUCGGCAGUCGUUUGCUCUGGAACAGCUCAAGGCCAAACAGAGGAAGGAGCCCCGCUUUUGUGCUUUUGUGCAGGAAGCCGAGAGCCGGCCCCACUGCCGCAGGCUGCAGCUCAAGGACAUGAUCCCCACGGAGAUGCAGCGGCUCACCAAGUACCCCCUGCUCCUGCAGAGCAUCUGGCAGAACACAGAGGAGCCCAAGGAGAAGGCCAAGGUGGAGCAGGCUGCUGAGUGCUGUAAGGAGAUUCUGCAUCAUGUGAACCAGUCUGUGAGAGACAUGGAGGACCUGCUGCGGCUCAAGGACUACCAGCGGCGCCUGGACCUGUCCCAUCUGAGGCAGAGUAAUGACCCCAUGCUGAGUGAGUUCAAGAACCUGGACAUCACCAAGAAGAAGCUGGUGCACGAGGGACCCCUGACCUGGAGGGUGACCAAGGACAAGGCCGUGGAGGUGCACGUGCUGCUGCUGGACGACCUCCUGCUGCUGCUGCAGCGCCAGGACGAGCGGCUGCUGCUCAAGUCCCACAGCCGGACGCUGACCCCGACGCCCGACGGCAAGACCAUGCUGCGGCCCGUGCUGCGCCUGACCUCCGCCAUGACCCGGGAGGUGGCCACGGACCACAGGGCUUUCUACGUCAUCUUCACCUGGGACCAGGAGGCCCACAUCUAUGAACUGGUGGCCCAGACGGUGUCGGAGAGAAAGCACUGGUGCACCCUCAUCACGGACACCGCGGGCUCCCUGAAGAUCCCGGCCCCCGUCGGGCGGCCCAAGUCCCGGCCCAGCCCCAUCAGUGCCAGGGAGCCUCUGACCAGCAGCUCCGAGAACGGGAACAGCAGCCGGGAGCCCCCCCAGGGGGAAGCCGGCCGUUGUGAGCGCAUCCUGAGUGACCUGCUGCCCUUCUCCUGCCCGGGCCCCGAGGGCCAGCUCGCGGCCUCUGCCCUCCGGGAAGUUCUUUCCCUUAAGCAAAUCCUGCUCCCGCCAGAGGAGGAAAACGGGCCGGCCCCGGGCCCCGAGAGUGAGGGGGCGCCGGGGGCCGCCCAGGCCCAGGAGCUGCGAGAGAGGCUUCUCAACUUGGAAGACACCAUCAAGAGGCUGGAGGAAGUCGAGGAAGAGUUCUGUCGCCUGCGACUCAUCAUAUCCCAGCUCAAUGGGGCCAGCCCGAGCCAGGCCAGCUGCUCCUGAGGGCCCGCAGGCCCUCUCCAAGGGAGGACCCAGGAAGGGAAAUGGGGCGAUGUCGGGGAGCUCCCCCAGCCGGAUCAGCCACUGCCUACGUCUGCAGAGAGGGGGCCGGGCCCGCGGAGUGCCCCGGGCCGCCCCCACCACUGUCCACUGCCCCGUGGAGACCUCAGGGCUCGAUUCCAGCUCCCCUCGGCCCACCGGCCGUCAGUAUUGUGCCCGGGCGGCUUCUCCAGUGCCUUACCUGUUAUGCGCGUUUUAUAUUCUGAGGUUUAUUUUUAAUAUAUAUAUGUGUAUAUGGAUGCA
Molecule: messenger RNA, 3177 nt
Organism: Sarcophilus harrisii (Tasmanian devil)
Lineage: Eukaryota; Metazoa; Chordata; Mammalia; Dasyuromorphia; Dasyuridae
Gene: ARHGEF1
Product: Rho guanine nucleotide exchange factor 1
Exons: 29
Biological process (GO): G protein-coupled receptor signaling pathway
Cellular component (GO): cytoplasm
Molecular function (GO): guanyl-nucleotide exchange factor activity; G protein-coupled receptor binding
Source: RefSeq, a predicted model, not a curated record